GUUUUUCUUUUUUCUAUUUAUCCUCCUUAUCAUGAAACUUUGCAGUCUUUCUUGGCCGAGGAUCUUUUUACUCAUCUUUGUUUUCUUUACCAUCAACUGCGUUUAUUGGAUAUUUCAUCGGAAUGCAUAUUACAACUGUGAACAAGAUGGCUCCUGCGACUCCAAUAACAAGCAACCCAUAAACCAAGAUAAGGACACAGGCGCUCGUCCGCAACCACCAAAUGAUAUACCCGCCGGUCAACCACACGCUCCUCAGGGCAUGCCUCCGGUUCCUGUUCAUCCUACCGUUCCUCAAUUCGUUCCACCGCCAGAAGCCAAGCUGGAGGAUAUGGUUCAAUUUGACCAUCAUGUUAAAUAUCAACCUAUCACUUUUAAACCAGCUUCGCAUCCACAGUCUGCUGAAGAUCUCGAUCAAGUGUCACCAACGGUCGGUGACACCACAGUCCGAUUGAACCGUGAACAACAAUUGGCACAUGCCAAACCAAAUGAUGUGUGGCAAAUUGGCAUUGUGAACACCAAACCUGACGUUUUUAUCGCUACGGAAGGUCACAUUGUCGACAUCAAUAACCACUAUGCUCGUGAACACCGCAUCUACACUUUGAUGAAAUGGAUUUUGCGCGUUCAUCGUCGUGAUGCGGAUCGAAAACAACCUCUCGUUAUGGUUGAUGCAGGUUCGAACCAUGGUCUUUUUUCCAUGGUGGCCGGCACUAGCGGCGCGCAUACGAUCGCUUUUGAACCUCAAACCCACCUGAGAAGUAAGUAUAAACUUUAAAAUAUAAAUAACUCCUCCUAUUUUAGUAUAUGAUUUACUUUGAGGGCUUUUUUUUUCUUUAUUUUUCAAGUCAUUAUGGAUUUUCUUAUUCCGUUGGAAAGAUUUGACGCUAAAU
This is a messenger RNA of Radiomyces spectabilis, 887 nucleotides long. RefSeq lists its product as uncharacterized. The transcript is spliced from 5 exons. NCBI's taxonomy places the organism in Eukaryota, Fungi, Mucoromycota, Mucoromycetes, Mucorales, Radiomycetaceae. The coding region runs from base 32 to 772 and encodes 246 amino acids. The record is from RefSeq and is a predicted model, not a curated record.